GGUCGCGGGGCCGUGCCCUCGCUGCACACCGGGGCCGGUCGCGGAGGGGAGACUGCGGCGGAGAGCUCCCCCGCUGCAGGAGGGGCGAGGGUCCCGACUCGAGGCUUGAAGGCUGUGCCACGUGGCCUUUUUUAUACUCUGGAAAAUGUCUUGAGCCAUGCACCAGAGCAAGAAGGAAGAACCGUGCGCGAGGACAUGGUUUUACCUGGUUUCUAUAUGCUGUCAUCUGCUCAUCUGGUCCCUACAAGUGUCCGGCUUGCCCAGUCCUGGAUCUGCAGUUCUUCUCGUUCCUUCAUGGAUCUGAAGGCUCUUCUUUCUUCCUUGAAUGACUUUGCAUCCCUCUCGUUUGCUGAGAGUUGGGACAAUGUGGGAUUACUGGUGGAACCAAGCCCUCCCCAUACUGUAAAAACACUCUUCCUGACCAACGACUUGACUGAGGAGGUCAUGGAGGAGGCACUGCAAAAGAAGGCAGAUCUCAUUCUCUCCUACCAUCCACCUAUUUUCCGGCCCAUAAAGCACAUAACUUGGAAGACCUGGAAGGAACGCCUGCUGAUCCAGGCACUGGAGAACAGAGUCGCCAUCUACUCUCCCCACACAGCCUAUGAUGCCGCACCCCAGGGAGUCAACAGCUGGUUAGCCAAAGGGCUUGGAACUUGCACUACCAGACCCAUCCACCCCUCCAAAGCUCCUAACUACCCAACAGAGGGAACUCACCGCCUGGAAUUCAGUGUGAGCCACACCCAAGACCUAGAGAAAGUCAUGUCUGCAGUGAAAGGAAUUGGAGAGGUUUCUGUCGCUUCUUUUCCUGCUAGGAGUGAUGAUGAGGAGCAAAUGCGGAUCAGCCUGAACUGCACUCAGAAGGCUUUGAUGCAGGUGCUAGCUUUCCUCUCCCAGGACAGACAACUUUAUCAGAAAACUGAAAUUCUUUCAUUGGAGAAGCCUUUGCUCCUGAAUACUGGAAUGGGACGGUUAUGCACAUUGGAUACAUCUGUCUCCCUGGCAACAAUGAUAAAGCGGAUCAAAAGACACCUGAAGCUAUCUCAUCUUCGCUUAGCUCUUGGAGUAGGGAAGACGUUAGAGUCUCCAGUCAACACUGUGGCCCUGUGUGCUGGUUCUGGAGGCAGCAUUCUACAAGGAGUGGAGGCUGACCUUUACCUCACAGGUGAAAUGUCCCACCACGAUGUCCUAGAUGCUGCUUCUAAAGGAAUAAACGUCAUCCUUUGUGAACACAGCAACACUGAGCGAGGCUUCCUUUCUGACCUUCAAGAAAUGCUGGGUGUCCACCUGGAAAAUAAGAUUAAUAUUGUCCUGUCUGAGACAGACAGGGACCCUCUCCAUGUGGUUUAAAGUGGACAGGGACAUCAUGACACAGGCUACACAUCAUCUGGAGUGAAGCAGGACGCAGGGAGUCAGUGGCAUGGCCACACUGCUGUACAGGUGUAACGGGUGAUGUCAUUUCAGCUCGUUAAUCCAGCUGACCAAGUGUUAUAGCUCAUAAGGGAAAAACUGUGUGAAGAGUUUGUGUAAAGAGUAUACCAAAGACAAAUAAACUCUUAGAAAAGACUAAAACCUGUAGGAAUUUCUUGUUUGAUUACUUGUGCCGGUUUCCUGUGUAACCCAAGAUAGCCUCCAACUCACUAUUUAGCUAAGGCUGGCCUUAGACUCUUAAUCCUCCUGCCCUCUAAGUGCUGGGAAUAAAGGCAUGCAUUCCUGAGAACAUUCUUGGGAAGUAGCUCUGUGUAAAUGGUGUUUCAGCCUCAAAGAUCUCUGCCCUUCAGUUAAUCCUAAUCAUUUAAAAACUGAUUUGGGCUGUGCAUAGGUGGCACAUGUCUUUUAACCCAGAGUUUUAG
This is a messenger RNA of Psammomys obesus (fat sand rat), 1850 nucleotides long. RefSeq names its product NGG1 interacting factor 3 like 1 (gene Nif3l1). The coding region runs from base 196 to 1347 and encodes 383 amino acids. The transcript is spliced from 7 exons. Gene Ontology annotation, cellular component: cytoplasm; mitochondrion. NCBI's taxonomy places the organism in Eukaryota, Metazoa, Chordata, Mammalia, Rodentia, Muridae. The record is from RefSeq and is a predicted model, not a curated record.